This is a messenger RNA of Rangifer tarandus platyrhynchus (Svalbard reindeer), 1476 nucleotides long. NCBI's taxonomy places the organism in Eukaryota, Metazoa, Chordata, Mammalia, Artiodactyla, Cervidae. The record is from the annotation of a GenBank genome assembly.
AUGCAGCCAGCAAUGAUGAUGUUUUCCAGUAAAUACUGGGCAAGAAGAGGGCUUUCCCUGGACUCAGCGGUGCCCGAAGAGCAUCAGCUGCUCGCCAGCUCAACACUAAAUAAAACUAACUCUGGCAAAAAUGAUGAUAAAAAAGGCAACAAGGGAAGCAGCAAAAAUGACACUGCUACCGAGAGUGGCAAGACGGCAGUUGUAUUCUCCUUGAAAAAUGAAGUUGGUGGAUUAGUCAAAGCACUGAAACUCUUCCAGGAAAAACAUGUCAACAUGAUUCAUAUUGAGUCCCGGAAAUCCCGGCGGCGAAGUUCGGAAGUUGAAAUCUUUGUGGACUGUGAGUGUGGCAAAACGGAAUUCAAUGAGCUCAUUCAGUCGCUGAAAUUUCAAACCACAAUUGUGACGCUGAAUCCGCCAGAGAACAUUUGGACAGAGGAAGAAGAGCUGGAGGACGUGCCCUGGUUUCCCCGGAAGAUCUCGGAGUUAGACAGGUGCUCCCACCGAGUCCUCAUGUAUGGUUCAGAGCUGGACGCCGACCACCCAGGAUUUAAAGACAAUGUCUAUCGACAGAGAAGGAAGUAUUUUGUGGAUGUCGCCAUGGGUUACAAAUACGGUCAGCCCAUCCCCAGGGUGGAGUACACGGAGGAAGAAACGAAGACUUGGGGUGUUGUGUUCCGGGAGCUCUCCAAACUCUAUCCCACUCACGCUUGCCGGGAGUAUUUGAAAAACUUCCCUCUGCUGACUAAACACUGCGGCUACAGGGAGGAUAAUGUGCCCCAACUGGAAGACGUCUCGACGUUUCUGAAAGAAAGGUCUGGCUUCACGGUGAGGCCAGUGGCCGGAUACCUGAGCCCUCGGGACUUUCUGGCGGGACUGGCCUACAGAGUGUUCCACUGCACCCAGUACGUCCGCCACGGCUCGGACCCCCUCUACACCCCGGAGCCAGACACAUGUCAUGAACUCCUGGGACAUGUCCCUCUGCUUGCGGAUCCUAAGUUUGCUCAGUUUUCACAAGAAAUAGGCCUGGCAUCUCUGGGAGCUUCGGAUGAAGAUGUUCAGAAACUAGCCACAUGCUAUUUCUUCACGAUUGAGUUUGGCCUUUGCAAACAAGAAGGGCAGCUGCGGGCAUAUGGCGCUGGACUGCUUUCCUCCAUUGGAGAAUUAAAGCAUGCUCUUUCUGACAAGGCGUGUGUGAAAGCCUUUGACCCAAAGACAACCUGCUUGCAGGAAUGCCUUAUCACCACCUUCCAGGAAGCCUACUUUGUUUCAGAAAGUUUUGAAGAAGCCAAAGAAAAGAUGAGGGACUUUGCAAAGUCAAUUACCCGUCCCUUCUCAGUCUACUUCAAUCCCUACACUCAGAGUAUUGAAAUUCUGAAAGACACCAGGAGUAUUGAAAACGUGGUGCAGGACCUCCGCAGCGAUUUGAACACCGUGUGUGAUGCCUUGAAUAAAAUGAACCAGUAUCUGGGGAUUUGA